AUGUUCGGUGCCGCACCGAGUCCGAAUUCGCCACAAGCGAUCAAGCGGUCUCUACAGGCUGCGAAGGAGCGCUACCUCGCGGAGAAGGAACGGUAUCGCCGCGAGAGGGAAGAGCGUAAACGCAAGAUGUCAACAGGUCCGGCGAGAGGUGUGUCCGUCGCAGAAUAA
Molecule: messenger RNA, 168 nt
Organism: Sparassis crispa
Lineage: Eukaryota; Fungi; Basidiomycota; Agaricomycetes; Polyporales; Sparassidaceae
Exons: 1
Coding region: 1-168 (55 amino acids)
Source: RefSeq, a predicted model, not a curated record